Vanrija pseudolonga is the source of this 949-nucleotide messenger RNA. Its product is annotated as putative oxidoreductasec. The transcript has 5 exons. Bases 8 to 883 code for a protein of 291 amino acids. Gene Ontology annotation, molecular function: oxidoreductase activity. The record is from RefSeq and is a predicted model, not a curated record. Lineage: Eukaryota; Fungi; Basidiomycota; Tremellomycetes; Trichosporonales; Trichosporonaceae.
CGACCCAAUGCCCAUCAUCCACCACCACAUCGCAAAGCUCAGAAUGGCAUCGGUCGGCGCGUCGCUCGAGCACAGGCUCAAGAUGCGCGACGGGCACACGAUCCCGCAGUUCGGCCUGGGCGUGUACGACAUGUCUAGCAAGGAGACGUACGCCGCGGUCCGCGCCGCGCUGGCGGCGGGGUACAAGCACGUCGACACGGCAGAGUGGUACUACAACGAGGCGGACGUCGGGCGUGCGCUGGCGGACCACUUGAAGGACACGGGCGCCCAGCGCAGCGACUACUUCAUCACGUCCAAGCUGAUGCGGAACCGGUCCUACGCCGCCGCGCUGUCCGACCUGCGCGCGUCGCUGGGGCGCGCAGGGCUCGACUACUUCGACCUGUACCUCCUCCACUCGCCGAUCGGCGGCGCAGCCACCCGCAAGGAGGUGUGGCGUGCGCUCGUUGACGCGCGUAGCGAGGGCCUGGUGCGCUCGGUCGGCGUGAGCAACUUUGGCGUCAAGCACCUCGACGAGAUGCAGGGCGAGCUGCCGGCGGUCAACCAGGUCGAUCUGCACCCCUGGAUGCGGCACGAGGAUAUCGUCGCGGCAUGCGAGGCGCGGGGCAUCCUCCUUGAAGCGUGGGCGCCGCUCGCGCGCGGCAUCAAGUUCGACGACCCGGCGCUUGUCGCCAUCGCGAAGAAGCACGGAAGGGAUAAGGCGCAGAUCCUCCUCCGGUGGGGGCUGCAGCAUGGCUUCAUCGUCAUUCCCAAGUCUGUAUCCCCCGCACGCAUCGCCUCCAACGCCAACGUGCUCGACUUUGCCCUCGACGACGCGGAUAUGCAGGCGCUCGAUGCGCUGGACGAGUAUCUCGUUACCGACUGGGACGUUGUGGAUGUGGAGUAGGGAGAUGCGCAAUAGAGCUAGCUCAUCAUAUGCGAUUAUGCCGCUUGCAUUGGUCACACACAACCA